CAAGGGACCAGGAUUCCCUGUGGUCUUCUCUCCUCUCUGCCCAUUACCCCAACCCCAGUUUCAAAUCCAGCAGCCCUAGAAGAGACUGCAGUCAAAGAGGGAAGUUUCAGUGGCGAUAUAUAUAACCUGGGUCUUACGGCGAAGCCUCUGGCACGGUGCCUCUUUUACAAGACUGCGGUAAGAACUCCGGGCGACGCGGGCCCUGCCGCAGAGCCCGCUCCAGAGCAAACGCGGACCCUGACGUCACCCCGCCGUUCUCCGGGCAAGGCCCGCACCUGCUGACCACGAGCACCAGAUGGCGGUGUUGGCCCGCGAGCCAGCGCCCUGCGGGCCCGGAGGGCCGGGCGAGCCUGACCUGAAUCCCAAACAUCCCGGAUCGCUGCCGCGGAUUCCACCGCGAAACGGCGGAGACACGCGGCGCAUGCCACCGAGGCCAGGGCGUCGCAUCCCACGGCGCUGCGCGGCCCGCAGCAGACCAGCAGUGUAAAGGGUGACUUUAGGAAACGACUUAGAAAUGCCGAGUCUGGGGGGCAGCGAGCCCUGCGGACGGUCCCUCCCCGCAGCCCCGACGUGGAGCCGGCCCGCAGCGCGCGGGGGAGGCCGGCGCCGGGGGCCCACGCAGCGGCUGUCCGCGCGGUGCGCAGAUGGUAGGAGCCGCGGCGGCCUCCGGAAACCUGCGGCGCUGGACCCUCGCCACCCCGGCCCCGGGGGCUGCCCAACCCGCCGGGCUCCGGCCACCCCCGCGCCUGGAGGGGCCGUGCGCUCGGGCUGCGCAGCAGCUGCGGGAGCUGGUGGCCAGCGAACAGGCCCUGGUCGGGGGCCCAGUUACACAGUCGAGGGUCGUGGGACGCAGGGAGCGCUUCCCAUGGUCCUUUGGAGAAGAAACUGUCGGGUGGGCCUACACCUCCCCGCCCUCUCCCCCACCCUGAGCAUCGCAGGGCGCGGCCCUCCAGCCCCGGCCUCUGCUCCGCGCCUAUCUGGGCCGCGGAUGAGCGGAGGCCGAGGAGGCAUUUCUCAUCGCAGUUCACUUGGCUGCGGGUCUGAAGGCGUCCCGGGUGGGGCGGGGUGGGGGGGCGCUGGGACCUCGACUGCAGGUCCUCGACCCCGGACCCGGCUGCGCCAGGGGCCGCCGCUCCCCGCCCCGCCGCGCUGCUGCUGACCCGGGAGAGCCGCUGCGUGGCCUGGUCCCUUUCCUCCUCUGAUGUCCCGGCACAGCUGGGGGCCGGGCUUCCUGGAGCGGGGCGGCCGGGGGGCAGGCGGCCGGGGAGGGUGGGCAGCGGCGCGGGGAGCGGGGCGCCUGUCAGUUGAGUCGCGAUGGCGGCGAGCGCACCCCAAGUGCACCCCGAGCUCGGCCUGGGGUCGCACCGUGGCGCUGCGGGCGCUGCGGGCUGCAGGCGAGACCGGACCGCAAAGCAGGGGCCGGUCAGGUGGACGACAGUGUGCGAAGAUGCUAGCACAGGCCAGCUAAGUGGGCUGCGAGGGGCUUGGGGGUCCAGGGGAGAGGCGGUGGGGUGCGUGGGAACGGAAGGAGGUGGAGGCAAGGGGCCGGAUGAAGGGGUCUCACCUGGAGGUGGGGCCGGGGAGAACGCAGCAGAUGCUCCUCAGACCCCCUGACGAGCAGGUAGACCCACUGUAGGCAUGGGGCCGGUGUUUCCUGAAGCCCUCCCCAGCCGCCUAUUACAUAAAAACACAGAUAUAUACGGAGAAAUCACUAGCCAGAGAACAUCACGGUUUUUGAGGGGAAAAGUUCUGUCCAGGAUUGUUUUUUUUUUUUUUGCCAUAUGAAUAUUUUUUACAUAAUUGUGUAUUAAACAUGCAUACAUACAUAGCAUACAUGGUGUAUGGUAAAAAAAUUUUUUAUUGUACUUAGAUAUUUAAAAACAAGAUUUCUAAUUAUAAAAACUUGUAUGUACAUGUUUUGGAAAAUAAGGAAGUAAGUGAAGACAAAAAUAAAAAUCCCCCAGACUCCAAGCA
This is a messenger RNA of Cervus elaphus (red deer), 1974 nucleotides long. RefSeq names its product translation initiation factor IF-2-like. NCBI's taxonomy places the organism in Eukaryota, Metazoa, Chordata, Mammalia, Artiodactyla, Cervidae. The transcript is spliced from 2 exons. The coding region runs from base 515 to 1159 and encodes 214 amino acids. The record is from RefSeq and is a predicted model, not a curated record.